AUCUAUCCCAAUCUCCAAAAGUCAAACAUCACAAUAACAAAAAAAAAUGAUCCAUUACUUCCUCUCAGCAGCCACCAUCCUCCUAUUCUUAUCCCUUUCUCCACCCACCACCACCGCUGCCAACCCCGCCGUCCUCGACAUCAAUGGCCACCCUCUUCGCCCGCGAUCCAACUACUACAUCCUCCCAGUAGUCCGCGGCCGAGGCGGUGGGCUAACAAUGUUAUCAAAGAACACCACUGAAGUAUGUCCACUCUACGUAGCACAAGAAAACCAUGAAGUCUCAAAUGGCCUACCUCUUAAGUUCUACUCGGUCAACCCUAAAGACACAAAGAUAUUUGUCUCAACUGACCUCAACUUCGUCUUCGAUGCCUCCACCAUCUGCGUUCAAUCCAACACUUGGGAGUUAACCAUCGAUGAAGAGACCGGAAGGCGGUACAUUGGUGUCGGAGGAGAAAUCGGUAAUCCUGGAGUGCAAACGGUUAGUAACUGGUUUAAGAUAGAGAAGGCGGGAAGUGGGAAGUAUGAUUAUAAGAUUGUGUAUUGUGCUGGUGUUUGUAACUUUUGUAAGAUUAUGUGUGGAGAUAUUGGUGCUUUUGUUGAGGAAGAUGGGAGGAGGUUGUUGGGUUUUAGUGGUCAGCCUCUUUUGGUUAGGUUCAAGAAAGCUUAAAACAAUUGUUGGAGUAUUAUUGCAAGAUUAAUUAAUAACUAUGGUCUGGCUAAUUAAAGUUAAUUAGUCAAUGGUUUGGAGUGUAAUCAUGAGUUACUUUUAUUACAUAAUAAAUACAGAGUAUGAUGUUUGAAUAUAAA
Spinacia oleracea (spinach) is the source of this 807-nucleotide messenger RNA. Its product is annotated as kunitz trypsin inhibitor 5. The transcript has a single exon. Lineage: Eukaryota; Viridiplantae; Streptophyta; Magnoliopsida; Caryophyllales; Amaranthaceae. Gene Ontology annotation, molecular function: endopeptidase inhibitor activity. The coding region runs from base 47 to 667 and encodes 206 amino acids. The record is from RefSeq and is a predicted model, not a curated record.